This is a messenger RNA of Miscanthus lutarioriparius, 1560 nucleotides long. Lineage: Eukaryota; Viridiplantae; Streptophyta; Magnoliopsida; Poales; Poaceae. The record is from the annotation of a GenBank genome assembly.
AUGGGAGAAGAGAAUAAGCAACGUCGAGAUGGCCAUGGCGGAAAGAACAAGUACGCCGUGGCGUGCUCCAUUAUCGGUUCCAUCAUCUCCAUCCUCAUGGGCUACGACACGGGCGUCAUGAGCGGCGCGAUGCUGUUCAUCAAGGAGGACCUCAAGACCAACGACACGCAGGUCCAGGUCCUCGCCGGCAUCCUCAACGUCUGCGCCCUCGUCGGCUCCCUCACGGCCGGCCGCGUUUCCGACUGGAUCGGCCGCCGCCGCACCAUCUCCCUCGCGGCCUGCAUCUUCCUCGCGGGGUCAGUCCUCAUGGGACUCUCGCCUAACUUCGGUACGCUCCUGGCAGGACGCUGCGUGGCCGGCGUCGGCGUCGGAUACGCGCUCAUGAUCGCGCCCGUCUAUGCGGUUGAGAUUUCGUCCGCACAGAUCCGCGGCUCCGUCACCUCGCUGCCCGAGAUCUGCAUCAGUUUCGGCAUCCUGAUUGGGUAUGUGGCCAACUACCUGCUAGCCAAGCUGCCGCUGGUCUACGGCUGGCGCGCCAUGCUGGGGCUCGGCGCGCUACCGAGCGCCGUGCUCGCAGUCAGCGUGCUCGCGAUGCCGGAGUCGCCCCGGUGGCUCGUCAUGCAGGGCCGCGUCGAGCAGGCCCUCGCCGUGCUCAGGCGCGUGUCCGACACUGCGGACGAGGCCGACGUGCGGCUCGCGGAGAUCAAGACCGCGGCGGGGCUGGCGGCAGAUGACGCCGCCGCCGAAGACGAAGGCGCACCCCGCCAAACGAGAGGUGUCGUCGUCGGCAAGGGCGUGUGGAAGGAGAUGUUCCUGCACCCAACGCCCCCCGUCCGGCGUAUCCUCGUCGCGGCCUUCGGAGUCCACUUCUUCCAGCACCUCACGGGAAUCGAGGCCGUGGUCCUAUACAGCCCUCGCAUCUUUAAGGCAGCCGGCAUCGCCACUCGCAGAGACAUCCUUGCAGCGACCAUCGGCGUGGGCGUCACCAAGACGGUGUUCAUCAUGACAGCCAUCCUGCUAGUCGACCGCAUCGGGCGGAGGCCGCUCUACCUCUCGAGCCUGGCGGGCAUCAUCGCCUCGCUUGCCUGCCUCGGUCUUGGCCUCACCGUCGUGGAGCGCUCGGCGCCGCGCCACUCGCCGACGUGGGCUGUGGUGCUGUCCAUCGCAACGGUGUUCACCUUCAUAGCGUCCUUCUCCGUCGGCGUGGGGCCCAUCACGUGGGCCUACAGCUCGGAGGUGUACCCGCUCCGGCUGCGCGCGCAGGGCGCCAGCGUCGGCGUGGCCAUCAACCGCGUCAUGAACGCCGGCGUCUCUAUGACGUUCGUGUCGCUGUACAAGGCGGUGACCAUCGGCGGUGCCUUCUUCCUGUUCGCGGGGCUGGCCGUGCUGGCGGCCACGUUCUUCUACUUCCUCUGCCCGGAGACGCAGGGCCGGCCACUGGAGGAGAUCGAGGAGGUGUUCAGCCGUGGGUGGUGCACGCGGCUCCCGUCAUCGGAGGCAGCUGUCGUGGAGCUUCCAGUGUCCAACGUCACCGACGGCAACGGCAAAGCGCGGCCGUGA